Molecule: messenger RNA, 519 nt
Organism: Arabis nemorensis
Lineage: Eukaryota; Viridiplantae; Streptophyta; Magnoliopsida; Brassicales; Brassicaceae
Source: the annotation of a GenBank genome assembly
AUGUUCUCUAAUCCGCCUCGCUUGCCCUCAGUACUCACCCCUCCAAAGCUAUACGACACCAGAUCUGGACUCGCUUCGAGAUGUCUCCUUCAACACCCUCUGUCGAUCUCUGUCAAUCUCCAUCCCACUGGUCCAGCGGCCUCCAUCAACGGCUUGGUCGAUGAGUUAGGUGCUAAGAGUCUCCCUUCGAUAUGCGGAGGAGCUCUCAACGGGGACUCUUCUUUGAAGCAAAAUCAGGCGAUCACCGACCAUCUGGAGAAAUCUCCGCAGCGAGUAGAACCAGCCGGAAGCCUCUCACGAAAUUGUUGCCACCACCGGUCAUGGACCACAUGUCUCUUUGUCUCGCCGUCGAUUCCCCCACACAGUGAAAAUGAGAAGUAUAAAAUUUGGGCUUGGCCCAUGUUGAGUGUUGGGCCUCUUAGCCUAGCAAGAUCAUUUUCCAAGCACUUCACACCCAAGUCACGUGCUGAUUAUUACUGUGUGUUUAACAAAGUUGGCUUCACCAUGGAUAUAUUUUGA